This is a messenger RNA of Cucumis sativus (cucumber), 1462 nucleotides long. Its product is annotated as sphingoid long-chain bases kinase 2, mitochondrial-like. The record is from RefSeq and is a predicted model, not a curated record. The coding region runs from base 571 to 1056 and encodes 161 amino acids. Gene Ontology annotation, biological process: protein insertion into mitochondrial inner membrane; pyruvate metabolic process; malate metabolic process. Gene Ontology annotation, cellular component: TIM22 mitochondrial import inner membrane insertion complex; mitochondrion. Gene Ontology annotation, molecular function: malate dehydrogenase (decarboxylating) (NAD+) activity. The transcript is spliced from 7 exons. Lineage: Eukaryota; Viridiplantae; Streptophyta; Magnoliopsida; Cucurbitales; Cucurbitaceae.
UUCCCUUUCUCUUCUCAAACCCUAAUUCUUCUUUGUUCGUACAACCAAAACCAGUUUAACCAGUGUUGAUUCCUCCUCUACUUCGACCUGUGAUGCUCUUUUCUUCUUCCCUCGCAAUUUCGAUUCCACCAUCCUCACCGAUUUUGGUUGCAAUUUCUACUCUCUUCAACCUCAACCUUCUGGAUUCCCUCACUCUCACCGGAUUGACUUCAAUGUCCUUGGAACCUCCACUACUACUACUACUACUCCACUCAUCAAAGAAUCCGCUGGAUUAUCAGACGCUCCUCUUCCUUUCCUUUCUAAUCCUUGUCUCUCUUUCAACUCCAGCGUGCAUCCGGUCGAACUUCCCCCAUUAUGUAAUUUUAUGGAGGUAGUUUUGUAAAUUGGAUUGAAACAGGGGCUAUUCAAUGUGUAUGCAUUAAAAUAUAGGUUCUGUCAUAUAUAUCACGGUCUGAAGUUGUAGCUGAACUUGCUUUCAUCUUCAGUUUCUAUCACUAUUUAAAGGACGUUUCUAGAGAAUGCAAGACCAUGUUUGAGUGAGAAAUUGGUCUCGAUGAAAUUGAGAGUUCAAUGAACAACACAUACAAUGCAAGUAAAUCUACCUACUCAAACCCAUCUUCUAUUUCUAAAGCAGAAGGGCUUUCGGUGGCUGAACCAAAAGAUUCUUCGUUGGGAAGCAAAGCUUAUAGCUUUGAUGAGUAUCUAAAGGUUACAGAAGAGCAACUGAAAGCUUACGAUCAGCUCCAAACCAAUUUUCCAGCACAAAGCCAGAGUGGAUCCCAAGUACAACGGGAAGAUGGAAGUCGUAUUCUUGGCCUCGGUGACCUUGGAGUUCAGGGAAUAGGAAUACCUAGAUUGGAGGGAGAAGAGUAUCUAUCAAUUGUUGAUGAUUUUAUGGAAGCCGUGCAUACAUGUUGGCCUAAAGCUAUUGUUCAGUUACUUUAUCAAAAACAAAGAAGAAAAGGAAGGGACCACAAGAAAUCAAUGGUGGAAUCGAUCAGGCAGGGGGUGUGGAAAAUUACAACUCAGUUUUUGUUUUCACUGUUGAGAACAUGAGAAACCUCAAGUUCAAGGAACUCAGGGAGCAGCUGAAGUCAGCUAGCAGGCAAGUUCUACUUUCUGAAUUCUGUAUUAUUUAAUCUGCGUCAUCAUUUCAAAUAUUGAUUAGUGAUACAAAUGUACUUUCUCUAUGUUGUUUGGUUAGCUUCUAGAUAGCACGAGAAAAGAUAUGAAUAAUAAAUAGCAUAUUUUUAAAACUCAAAAGAUAAAAUCAUAAUGAAUAGCAUUCCUUAGGAGAAAGGAUGAGGACACGUUGUUUCUAUAAACCUAAUUUUAGUUUUGCCAGUUUGAAAUACUUGUGUAGUUUAGUUUAGAUAUAUAUUUAAACUAGCACGUUAAAUAAUAGUUUGCCCUGUUUGUGUUUGCUAAGUUUCAACUAAUACUCUCAGUAUUUAUCUUUGUG